Messenger RNA from Nannizzia gypsea CBS 118893, 522 nucleotides. RefSeq lists its product as hypothetical. The transcript is spliced from 2 exons. Lineage: Eukaryota; Fungi; Ascomycota; Eurotiomycetes; Onygenales; Arthrodermataceae. The coding region runs from base 1 to 522 and encodes 173 amino acids. The record is from RefSeq and is a predicted model, not a curated record.
AUGUCAUACUACUUAAGCAAGCCUGUUCCUCAAUUUUACUACUUGGCAAUAAAAAACCCCAAUUCACAAGGGGCUGCAAGCAACAACUUCUGGGUUCAUGUCCUACCACUCUAUUUUACGCAGGAUAGGUUGUGUGGAUUAGAGCUGGAACAGCGGCCACUGACGGAAGUCACCAGAAACCGAGUCGAUAUUACAAUUUUAAGCGUCAGAAUUGGCGUGAAUAACGUCUUCUCCAAGAGGGUAGUCUUUAUUAAUGGAUUGUCCUGGGACGACGUUGCCGACCAGCUACUUGAAUAUCUGAAAGUAGUGCAUGUAGAGCAAGAUUACUCGGGGAUACUCUACGGUAUAUGUGCCGUAGGCAGCUACGUGCGCUUUUAUUCCUACAAUUCUGAGCAGCAAACACUGGAGGAUUACCGUGAUAUAUUCGCCGAAAAGAGCCUUGAACUUAUGGAUAAUGAACAGGAAAUUGAUACCAUUUUAACUGAUCUUGCAAACAAGACAUGUGAGGGGAAUAAGACCUAA